AUGGCAAUGCUCACUGAUCGUGAUCGACGUAAGCAAAUUAGCGUACGUGGAAUUGCUCAAGUGGAAAAUGUUACAAAUAUAAAAAAUUCCUUUAAUCGUCAUCUUCAUUUCUCUAUCAUUAAGGAUCGAAAUGUUGCGACACCACGGGAUUAUUAUUUUGCUUUAGCAAAUACUGUCAGAGAUCAUUUAGUGAGCCGUUGGAUUCGUACACAGCAAUAUUAUUAUGAUAAAGAUCCUAAACGUGUUUACUACUUAUCACUUGAAUUCUACAUGGGUCGAACGUUAUCAAACACAAUGAUGAAUAUCGGUAUACAAGCAGCCAUCGACGAAGCAUUAUACCAGCUCGGUCUUGAUGUGGAAGAAUUGCAAGAAAUCGAAGAGGAUGCUGGCCUUGGAAAUGGUGGUCUUGGUCGUUUGGCAGCAUGUUUUCUUGAUUCAAUGGCUACAUUGGGUAUUGCUGCUUAUGGAUAUGGUUUACGCUAUGAAUAUGGUAUUUUCAAGCAACUCAUUCGAGACGGUUGGCAAGUUGAAGAACCAGAUGAUUGGUUGCGAUUUGGUAAUCCGUGGGAGAAAUCUCGUCCCGAAUACAUGCUACCGAUCAAUUUUUAUGGCAAAGUUGAAAAAGAUGCAAAUGGCAAAAGCAAAUGGGUUAAUACACAGUUGAUGUUUGCAAUGCCAUAUGAUACACCUGUUCCUGGUUUCCGGAAUAAUGUUGUAAACACGUUACGUUUGUGGUCAGCGAAAGCUGAAAAUAAAUUCCACUUGAAAUUUUUCAAUGACGGUGAUUAUGUGCAAGCAGUAAUGGAUCGUAACAUCUCCGAAAAUAUUACCCGUGUUUUGUAUCCCAAUGACAAUGUCUUUAUUGGGAAAGAACUUCGUCUAAAGCAACAAUAUUUCCUAGUAGCAGCCACACUGCAAGAUAUCAUCAGGCGUUUCAAAUCAAGCAAAUAUGGCUGCCGGGAUACUGUUCGAUCGAGUUUGGACAAUUUUCCUGAUAAGGUUGCAAUUCAACUAAACGACACUCAUCCAUCAAUUGGUAUUCCGGAACUCAUACGUUUGUUUGUCGACAUCGAAGGAUUACCAUUCGAUAAAGCUUUCGAUAUUUGCGUGAAGACAUUUGCAUAUACAAACCAUACGCUUUUGCCAGAAGCUCUUGAACGAUGGCCAGUAUCAUUGCUCGGGAAUUUAUUGCCGCGACAUCUGGAAAUCAUAUAUCAAAUUAAUCAAGUUUUCAUGGAUGCAAUAUCUGCACGAUAUCCAGGAGAUUUCGAUCGUAUGCGUCGCAUGUCGAUUGUAGAAGAAGAGGAUGGAUUUGGUGAAAAGCGAAUCAAUAUGGCACAUUUGUGUAUCGUCGGCUCGCAUGCUGUUAACGGUGUUGCUGCUUUACAUUCAGAUCUGUUGAAAAAAACCGUAUUCAAAGAUUUUCAUGAAUUUUUCCCAGAUCGAUUCCAAAAUAAAACCAAUGGUAUAACACCGCGGCGUUGGCUUUUAUUAUCGAAUCCAUCUCUUGCUGAUGUUAUUUGUGAAAAAAUCGGGGAAGAUUGGAUUACGGAUCUUGACAAAUUACAAGAAUUGAAAAAAUUUGCUAACGAUUUAGGCUUUUUGGAUGCAAUUCGUCGGGUAAAACAGGAAAAUAAAAUGCGUGUAGCGCAAUAUCUCGAAGACGAAUAUGAUGUCAAAAUCAAUCCAUCUAGUAUUUUUGAUAUUCACGUUAAACGAAUUCAUGAAUAUAAACGUCAGCUUUUGAAUGUAUUGCAUGUUAUUACACUUUAUAAUCGUAUUAAAACCAAUCCAAAUGCAAAUAUUAUUCCACGUACUGUAAUCUUUGGAGGAAAGGCAGCUCCAGGAUAUCAUAUGGCGAAACAGGUUAUAAAAAUGAUUGGCUGUGUUGCAGAUAUAAUAAACCAUGAUCCAAUUGUUGGGAAUAAACUGAAGGUAAUAUUUCUGGAAAAUUAUCGUGUGUCUCUGGCGGAAAAAAUUAUUCCGGCUGCAGAUCUUAGUGAACAGAUUUCAACUGCUGGUACGGAAGCUAGCGGAACGGGUAAUAUGAAAUUCAUGUUGAAUGGUGCGCUAACCAUUGGUACGCUUGAUGGAGCUAAUGUAGAAAUGAUGGAAGAAAUGGGUCGUGAGAAUAUUUUCAUUUUUGGUAUGGAAGUUGAAGAUGUCACCGCACUUAGUAGAAGAGGUUACAAUCCAGAAGAUUUUAUUAAGAAAAGUCCAGAACUUGCAAAAAUCAUCGAACAGAUUGAGACCGGUUUCUUCACUCCUGAUCAGCCUGAUUUAUUACAAGAUGUUGCGAUGGCACUGAAGAAGUGGGAUCGUUUUAUGGUGUGCGCUGAUUAUGACGCAUUCAUCAAGUGUCAGCUGGAAGUAGAACAAACUUAUCAGGAUGUGGACAAGUGGACACGCAUGGCCUUAAUGAACAUUGCAAGUAGCGGUAAAUUUAGUACGGAUCGUACAAUUGCAGAAUAUGCACGGGAAAUUUGGGAUGUGGUACCAGGUGAACUUAAAUUGCCGGCUCCAUUCGAGAGUUCCGAACAUCAGCAGCAACAAAAUAGCAAAUAA
Messenger RNA from Brugia malayi, 2565 nucleotides. RefSeq names its product carbohydrate phosphorylase, putative (gene Bma-pygl-1). The record is from RefSeq and is a predicted model, not a curated record. The transcript is spliced from 20 exons. Gene Ontology annotation, cellular component: cytoplasm. Gene Ontology annotation, biological process: glycogen catabolic process. Bases 1 to 2565 code for a protein of 854 amino acids. Gene Ontology annotation, molecular function: pyridoxal phosphate binding; glycogen phosphorylase activity. Lineage: Eukaryota; Metazoa; Nematoda; Chromadorea; Rhabditida; Onchocercidae.